AUGAAUCACUCAAGCCCGCCACCGGACACCAAGCAGAUGCGCGAGGAAGAUAUCGGAGCGCACAAGGAGAGCGCGCACGAUGCUGCUGAGAGAGGACAUGCGGCGACAGACAACUACGGCCGCGCCCUCGUAACGUUCGACCGCGCCGCCGAACGCCGCCUUCGUCUAAAGAUCGACCUGUACAUCGUGCCUACGGUGGCGCUGCUGUAUCUAUUCUGCUUCAUUGACCGGGCGAAUAUCGGCAACGCCCGCCUCGCCGGCCUAGAAGAAGACCUCCACCUCGACCCGGAAUCCUACGACUACAGCACCGUCUUGUCGGUGUUUUACGUCUCGUACAUUGUGUUUGAAAUCCCGUGUAGUCUGUUGAAUAAGUGGAUUGGGCCGGGAUGGUUCAUUCCGGCUACGACGCUCGGGUUCGGGAUUUGCUCGUUGGGGACGGCUUUUGUUCAUACUAAGGGGGAGGCUGCUGGGGUGAGAUUCGUUCUGGGAAUCUUCGAAGCCGGCAUGCUACCGGGUAUUGCCUACUACCUGAGCAGAUGGUAUCGUCGAAGCGAGCUCGCCCUGAGAUUGUCGUUGUACAUCGUCAUGGCUCCUCUGGCGGGUGCUUUUGGUGGGCUUCUGGCCUCUGCGAUUCUGACCCUAGAUUCGGUCGGGAGUGUCAGGAGCUGGCGGAUGAUCUUCUUGAUAGAGGGGAUCAUCACUAUCGGUCUGGCCAUUAUCGCUUUCUUCACGCUUACGGAUCGGCCUGAGACUGCCAAGUGGCUGAGUCAGGAUGAGAAGGAUCUGGCGAUUGCUAGGGUGAAGUCGGAGCGUGUCUCCACCACCGAAGUGCUGGACCACAUCGACGUCAAGAAGAUCCUCAUGGGCAUCUUCAACCCUGUCGUCCUCUCAACCUCCUUCAUCUUCCUCCUCGACAACAUCACCGUCCAAGGCCUCGCCUUCUUCGCCCCAACCAUCGUCGCGACAAUCUACCCCGAAGCCUCCGUCGUUUCGCUCCAACUGCACACCGUACCUCCAUACGUCGUCGGAGCCUUCUUCACCGUCCUCCUCCCCCUCCUCUCAACCAUCUUCGACAAACGCCUCAUCUUCAUGAUCAUCUCCGCCCCUUUCAUGAUGGUCGGAUACAUCAUGUUCCUCGCCACCGAAGCCUCCAUGGUCCGCUACGGCGCCACCUUCCUCAUCGCCAUCGGCGCCUUUUCCUUUGGCGCCCUCUGCAACGCCCAGGGAUCCGCGAACGUCGUCUCAGAUACCUCGCGCUCCGCCGCUAUCGGCACGAUCGUAAUGUUCGGCAACAUCGGCGGCCUCAUCUCCACCUGGACCUUCCUGCCCUUCGACGCGCCCAACUUCCCCAUCGGCAACGGUUUGAACCUCGCCACUUCCAGUAUAAUUUUGAUCGCGUCGAUCUGCACGCUGCUGUUCAUGAAAGCGGAUAACAAGCGACGCGCGAAGAAGGACGUCGAGGCCGAGUUGGCGGGCAAGGGGCAGAAGGAGAUUCAGGAUUUGGACUGGAAGCAUCCGGGGUUUCAGUGGAGGCCGUGA
Saxophila tyrrhenica is the source of this 1539-nucleotide messenger RNA. RefSeq lists its product as uncharacterized. The coding region runs from base 1 to 1539 and encodes 512 amino acids. NCBI's taxonomy places the organism in Eukaryota, Fungi, Ascomycota, Dothideomycetes, Mycosphaerellales, Extremaceae. The transcript has 8 exons. Gene Ontology annotation, biological process: transmembrane transport. Gene Ontology annotation, cellular component: membrane. The record is from RefSeq and is a predicted model, not a curated record. Gene Ontology annotation, molecular function: transmembrane transporter activity.